Myotis daubentonii (Daubenton's bat) is the source of this 3627-nucleotide messenger RNA. It is a transcript of the gene CHRNA2, whose product is annotated as cholinergic receptor nicotinic alpha 2 subunit. The record is from RefSeq and is a predicted model, not a curated record. Gene Ontology annotation, cellular component: postsynaptic membrane. Gene Ontology annotation, molecular function: transmembrane signaling receptor activity; acetylcholine-gated monoatomic cation-selective channel activity. NCBI's taxonomy places the organism in Eukaryota, Metazoa, Chordata, Mammalia, Chiroptera, Vespertilionidae. Gene Ontology annotation, biological process: monoatomic ion transmembrane transport.
UCUCUAAGACCCUCUCUGGUGCUUGCUCAGGUUUGGUGGUGAGAGAGAGCUGCAUGGAAUCCAGCGGGCGCUCCGCCAGGUCAGCAACUUGAAGCCCUGCUGGGGAAGCAGUAGAGGUUCAAGUCACCGCAAAGCCCUGGCCUGCCCUCCUCCUGAGGUCCAGGGCAGCCAGACCUCUCCUCUGAAGCCAUGGGCCCCUCCCAUCCUGCACGCCCACCCCUGGCCAAGCUUGGCCUGUGGUGGCUCCUUCUGACCCCAGCGGUGUCGGCGCCGCGAGCCCCCCACACCCAAGCCGAGGAUCGCCUCUUCAAACACCUCUUCAGGGCUUACAACCGCUGGGCACGGCCAGUGCCCCACACCUCGGACGUGGUCAUCGUGCGUUUCGGGCUGUCCAUAGCCCAGCUCAUCGAUGUGGAUGAGAAGAACCAGAUGAUGACCACCAACGUCUGGCUCAAGCAGGAGUGGAGCGACCACAAGCUGCGCUGGAACCCGGCCGAGUUCGGCAACAUCACAUCCCUCCGCGUCCCUUCGGAGAUGAUCUGGAUCCCGGACAUUGUCCUCUACAACAAUGCAGACGGGGAGUUCGCGGUGAACCACAUGACCAAGGCCCACCUCUUCUCCACGGGCACCGUGCACUGGGCGCCCCCCGCCAUCUACAAGAGCUCCUGCAGCAUUGACGUCACCUCCUUCCCCUUCGACCAGCAGAGCUGCAAGAUGAAGUUUGGCUCCUGGUCGUACGACAAGGCCAAGAUCGACCUGCAGCCGAUGGAGCAGACGGUGGACCUGAAGGACUACUGGGAGAGUGGCGAGUGGGCCAUCGUCAACGCCACGGGCACCUACAACACCAAGAAGUACGACUGCUGCGCCGAGAUCUACCCCGACGUCACCUACUGCUUUGUCAUCCGGCGCCUGCCCCUCUUCUACACCGUCAACCUCAUCAUCCCCUGCCUGCUCAUCUCCUUCCUGACCGUGCUGGUCUUCUACCUGCCCUCCGACUGCGGGGAGAAGAUCACCCUGUGCAUUUCCGUGCUGCUCUCGCUCACUGUCUUCCUCCUGCUCAUCACCGAGAUCAUCCCCUCCACCUCCCUGGUCAUCCCGCUCAUCGGCGAGUACCUGCUCUUCACCAUGAUCUUCGUCACCCUGUCCAUCGCCGUCACGGUCUUCGUCCUCAAUGUCCACCACCGCUCCCCCCGCACCCACAAUAUGCCCCACUGGGUGCGGGGGCCCUUCCUCAGCCGUGUGUCCCGGUGGCUGCUGAUGAAACGGCCUCUGCCACCCUCGGAGCUCCAUGGUCCCCCAGAUCUGAAGCUCGACCCCCCCUGUUACUGGCUGGAGACCAAUGUGGAUGCGCAGGAGAGGGAGGAGGAGGAGGAGGAGGAGGAAGAGGAAGAGGAGGAGGAGGAGGAGGAGGAGGAGGACAGAUGGGUGCCAUCCCCCUCCGCGGGCGUCCUCUACAGCCAUGGUGGUCUGCACCGAAGGCUCUCCGGUCCCGAGGCAAAGGCCCCAUUGCAGAAGGGCGGGCUCCUGCUGUCACUUCGCAUGCAGAAGGCACUGGAAGGCGUGCACUAUAUUGCUGAGCACCUGCGGUCUGAGGACGCUGACUCUUCGGUGAAGGAAGACUGGAAGUACGUGGCCAUGGUCAUUGACAGGGUCUUCCUCUGGCUGUUCGUCAUCGUCUGCAUCCUGGGGACCGUGGGGCUCUUUCUCCCCCCACUCCUGGCUGGAAUGAUCUGACUGCACAUCCCUGGCUUUCGCCCGAAGGUGGCCCCGCUGCCCGUGUUUGCUGCUGCCUCUAGAGUCCGCCUUUGGGGUCCACACCCCAUGACUGCCGGUGCCUCUCCGUGGCGUCCCGACGCUGGCCCCGCCAUCGAAGACUUCCUGGCCCCACUCACCCGGCAGACACACUCUGUGCUGAGAAGCUCCUGGGCCAGAGCCCUGUGGGGAUGGGAGGAGCAGGAAUGGAGGCAGCUGCUCUGCAGAGGGCGAUGCCGAGGUGCUGACCAUGUGCAGCUCAGGAGAGUCCCCUGAAGCAGCGCUACAGGCACUGAGUGUCAAGAGGGCCGAGCAGGGGGAGCCCAUGGCAGGGGUGGGGGUGGGGCCAGGCGAAGAGGAACAGAACACAGUCCUCAGUCAUUGGGGAGAGGGGAGAAGGCGCCACGGGGGGCACAGGGGCUGUGAGCAGCGUUUUGGAUUCUGGAAAGAGCCUGAAGUGUCGGGGCAGCCGGGCUCGGGUUGGUUCCAGUGUGGGGAGAGUGGCUGGCGGUUGGGAAGGUGGGUUGGGGUGUCUGAACUGGGUAGAGAAAGGGGUUCAGAGUCUGAGACCGCAGACCUGACAGCAGAGCGGCGAAGGCUUUCCGGAAGGGGAGGAGGGGAGGCAGGGCAGGGGAGUGGAAAUGCAGGGCGACCCUCGGCAGAGGGAGGAGGGUGCAUGGUUGGAUGCCGGUACUGGGCCAGCCCACCCAGCUCCAGUGAGCCCUGAGACAUGCCCUCGCCUUUAGCCUUCCCCUCCACCCCAUCCCCGAACACUGGCCUGGCACCAGCUGCCCCAGGAGGUUGAGAGUCCCUGUCUACAGGGGCACCGUCUGCCUUUCAACUCGAGUGGACAAACCACAAGGCCAUCUCGAGCCACUUUCCAGCCACAUCAAGCCUACAGCUUGCUCCCUCCCUCCCUCCCUCCCUCCCUCCACAGGGCAAGUGGUGGUUGGUCGGCACUGAGAAGGGGCUGAGGGGAGUGAGUGGGUUACUUCGAACCCGAGACUGCUGUGUAAAUGCAAACACGCAGGACCAGGACCCCUUCCCUGCCCAGCAUGCCCUUCCCGUCCUUCCCAAAGCCCCACAGCGUGUCUGACUGGCUCUGAGCUGCCCUGUGCUGUCUGUUCUUGAACUUGGAAUCCAGCAGUCCAUGGCCCUGGCUGCGGUGGUCAGGCCCCAGCCCUGCCCCAUCCAGACCCACUUCCCCAGCAGCCAAAAGAUGUGGGCACUGGGUUCUUGGGUCGGUGUGGGGACCCCAGGCAGAGAGCUGGGCAGACACUGAGUGUCAGGAGGGCCGAGUGUCAGGAACUGAGUGUCAGGAGGCAUCAUUGGGAACAGGGGAGGCACACAGGGGGCACACGUGUUCUGUUCCUCUUUGCCUGGCCCCACCCCCACCCCUGCCUUCAGCCUUUGGGGUCCUCUCCUUCCGAAGUCCCCCUUCGCCUCCCCCUGACAGACCACGUGGAAACCCAAGACACCUCAGGCCCAGCCUCUGCCCCUCAGUUCUCACCCAAGACCCCCACUCAGUGGCCCAUUCUGAUUUCUGACCUCCCCCCCUCGCCCCCCCUCCCCGCUUCAAUGCACACAGCGCCACCUCCCCUCCCUCCUGGCUCGCCCAGCCUGGAUCUCCUGGUGACGUGAUGUUCCCUUACGUUAGUCUGUCUCCCAUCCAUCUUGCAUGUGAAUAAAGCAAUCAAAUAAAAUGGAAGGCGCUGUUCAUCGAUCUGUGGGACCCCGUGUCAGCAUCCCCAGGACCCCCAGAACCUCCCCCAGAGCCCUGGUUGUGGGGAUGCCCGCUGAGAGAGUGCCAUUCCUCACGUGCCUGUGUGGGGGCUGCCCUGGGUCCCCCCUGGGAAAUGUCCCUUUGGUCAGGUG